Messenger RNA from Condylostylus longicornis, 1544 nucleotides. RefSeq names its product vesicle-associated membrane protein 7 (gene Vamp7). The record is from RefSeq and is a predicted model, not a curated record. Gene Ontology annotation, molecular function: SNAP receptor activity; SNARE binding. The transcript is spliced from 5 exons. Lineage: Eukaryota; Metazoa; Arthropoda; Insecta; Diptera; Dolichopodidae. Gene Ontology annotation, biological process: exocytosis; vesicle fusion. Gene Ontology annotation, cellular component: SNARE complex; membrane. Bases 406 to 1071 code for a protein of 221 amino acids.
UAGAGCUCGCUGUCAACGAAAUAAAGAAACAUUGCGAAAAUAAUUGAAAAAUUUUUUAAAUACGUAAAUAAAUUUUAUUUUAAAAGAAAUACUAAUAUUCUACUAACUUAUUAUGCUUUUCAACAUUUCGUAGUGUAAAUGUAACUUAAAAAAUUAUUGAAAAAAAAAGUUUAUAAAAAAUUCUUUUGUUUCGCAAUUGAAUGAUAAAAAUGCUCUAGAUUGCAGCAUCUAUCGAAACGCAAAGUACUAUCUUAUGACUCAUAAGAAUUUGCAUAGAUGCCUAAAGUAAACUGAAAUUAAACCGAGUACAUAUAUUUUGCAAGUGGUAAUAGAGUUAAAAUAAGUAGAAGAAAAAUAGAAUUGAAUUUAUUUCAAUUACUAACUUAUUAUAUCAACAAAGGAAAAAUGCCGAUAUUAUACAGCGUUAUAGCAAGGGAAACCACCGUUCUAGCAAAAUUUGCUGAAGUUGUUGGAAAUUUUGCGGAAGUAACUGAACAGAUAUUAAAGAAAAUUCAACCAUGUAAUCAUAAACUAACUUACACUUAUAAUAAUUAUCGAAUACAUUAUGAAUGUGAAAAUAAAAUUAUAUAUAUGUGUUUCGCAGAUGAUGAUUUUGCGGUGGUGCGGGCAUUUUUAUUUUUAAGUGAUAUUAAGAAAAAAUUCAUAUCAACGUAUGGACUUCAGGUUGCAACAGCAAUAGCUUAUGCUAUGAAUUCAGAAUUUUCAAAAGUUUUAGCUCAACAGAUGUCGUAUUUUAAUGAGUCCAAUGAUAUUGAUUCAAUUACACAAAUUCACGGUAAUAUAGAUGAACUUCAAGAUAUUUUAGUCAAAAAUAUAGAUUCACUUAAAGAUCGUGGUGAAAGACUCGAACUUUUGGUUAAUAAAACAGAAAAUCUUAGGAAUAAUACUGUUACAUUCCGAAAAACUUCCAGGAAUUUAGCUAGAGCAAUGUUUUGGAAAAAUUUUCGAAUGUAUAUUAUUUUCGGUUGUAUAUUAUUAUUCAUUUUAUAUGUAAUAAUAAGCAUGGCUUGUGGUGGAUUAGCUUGGCAGAGUUGCAUUCAUAAAAAUUAAUUUUUAAUAAAAAUUUUUGUAUUCAAUUCAACAAUAUAAUAUACUGGACUAUUUUCUCGUUACAUUAUUAUAAUUAGUAUGUUAUACAUAUUAAAAAUAUGUAUGUAUACAAUUUAUCAAAUAUUACUAUAUUAUUUACAUAUUUAAAAUUUAUAUUUGAAAUUUCCAUAUAAUUUUCAUUUUAAUUUUUUGUAUUAAUUUCUGACCGUAUGAAAAAAAUUUACGGUUCAAAUCCAAUUGUAUAUACAAAAUCAACAAAGUUUGUUAAUUUAAGCCGUAAAAAGAAAUAAAGAAAUGAAAAAACACCACAACAUCACGUUUAUAAAAGAGUAUAUAAAAUUAAUAACUAAUAUUAAAAAAUAUUUAUGGAACUGAAAUAAAAAAUGUUUGUUUUCUAAAGUCUAUGUUGGUAACAUAUUGUAAUAAUUAAUUAUUUUUCUAAACAAAAACUAUAACAUGCAAUAUUUAUCUAU